Rhagoletis zephyria (snowberry fruit fly) is the source of this 387-nucleotide messenger RNA. The record is from RefSeq and is a predicted model, not a curated record. Lineage: Eukaryota; Metazoa; Arthropoda; Insecta; Diptera; Tephritidae.
AUGGUAAACACUCGCGUUAUUGGCGCCAUGGUCGCUGCCCAAAUUGAAAGCAUUCAAAAAGCAAAAAACAUAACAUUAGAGUCAAUUCAAAUUAUUGGACAUUCUCUUGGGGCUCAUGUUUCUGGAUUUGCUGGCAAACGACUUGACAGUUUAGGCCGAAUUACAGGACUAGAUCCUGCCGGUCCACUUUGGAAUAUUUUGCCAACAAAUAUGCGCCUUUGGAAAACCGAUGCUCUGUUUGUAGAUGCCGUCCACACAUCAUCAUUUGCUGAAGGCAUGGUCCAGGCAGUUGGGCAAAUUGAUUUUUACGUCAACGGAGGUGUCGAGCAACCAGGUUGUUUAAGUGACAACUUGAAAGAGUAUGUUUUGUUUCUAGUUUUUCAAUAA